UAUAUAUUAUUAUUAUGAUCUUGUUCGAAAUCUUUUUCUUUCGUAUAACACAUGUUGACAGUUGACAAUCUCAUUACUUAAUCGAAGCAAAGAUAAUUUAUAAACUUACGCCAAUCACAUGUAACAGAACGCAUGUUUAAAGUGGGGAUGGAAAGGAUCUCUAAAAACUCGAUCCGUAUAAUUAAGAAGCUGAUAUUCUAGAAGUUAACAGAAGAGAGAAAACAUGACUGAAUUCACACGUGGAAAGUUAAUUAUAGAAGGAAAGACUAAGCAAGUCUAUGAACUUAUAAACGAUCCUACGCUAUGUCUUUUACAAAGUAAAGAUCGUAUUACUGCCGGAGAUGGUGAAAAAUCACACGAUUUAAAGGGCAAAGCUGCAAUUAGUACAGCUACGACAGCCAAGGUUUUCGAAUUAUUGAAUGCAGCUGGAAUAAAAACCGCUUUUGUGAAAGUAGUGAAUGAAACUGCUUUCAUCGCAGAAAAAUGCCAAAUGCUUCCAAUAGAAUGGGUUACCAGAAGAUUGGCAACUGGUAGUUUUUUGAAAAGGCACAAAGGAGUUCCUGAAGGAUAUAGAUUUAAUCCACCGUUACAGGAAACAUUCUUCAAAGAUGAUAGUAAUCAUGAUCCUCAGUGGUCAGAAGAACAAAUUAUUUCUGCUGGUUUUAAGUUAAAUGAGCUUGUAAUCGGAAAAGAUGAAUAUGACAUUAUGCAACGUACAGCACUCGCUGUAUUUGAAGUUCUAGAGAGGGCAUGGGCAACUAGACAUUGUGCUCUUAUAGAUAUGAAAAUAGAAUUUGGUAUAAAUGUAGAUGGUGAAAUUAUGGUAGCAGAUAUAAUUGACAGUGAUUCUUGGAGACUUUGGCCAUCCGGUGAUAAAAGAUUGAUGAAAGACAAACAAGUAUAUAGGAAUUUAACUACCGUAACCGAAGAAGAUUUGAAUACUGUGAAGCACAAUUUUGAAUGGGUAGCAAAACAACUUGACUAUCUUACACCAUCGCCUAGUAGCCUUGUCGUUAUCUUAAUGGGAUCAUCUUCUGACAAAGAACAUUGUGCCCAAAUAGCAAAAUACGCGAAGCUUUUGCAUUUACAGGUUGAGCUUCGUGUAUGCAGUGCUCACAAAAGUACCCAAGAAGUAUUACGCAUUCUUGCGGAAUAUGAAGGUAGUUUCAAAAAGGUGGUGUUAAUAGCUGUUGCAGGGAGAAGUAACGGAUUGGGUCCAGUAUUGUCUGGAAACACGUCUUUGCCUGUUAUUAAUUGUCCGCCUCUCAAGUCAGAAAAUAUUUCACGAGAUUUAUGGUCGUCAGUUAAUGUUCCUUCAGGAAUUGGAUGUACCACAGUCAUUUAUCCUGAAAGCGCAGCACUUGCAGCAGCUCAAAUUCACGCGUUGCACGAUCAUCUCGUUUGGGCACGUUUGCGAGUACAGCAAUUAACGAAUUUCAUCGCUUUAAAAAAAUCCGAUGCCGAAUUAAGGAAUCUUGUUAUAUAAAAAUGUCGAGUAUAUAUUUAAUAUUCAUAUGAUUUUAUAAGUUAGAUCUACGAUGUAAACAGAAACUAUUUUGUAUACGAUAACGGUUGCUGAUGCAAGUUAAGAAACAACAUAUGACGAAUUUAUAAUAGUAAACAACGAUAUUAUUUGCAAUUUUCAUAUUUCUCGUUUUUCACUAAUAUCGUUUGUAUUGAAUAUAGACGUGUGAAUUGAUCACAUUUGCAUCGUGAUUUUUACUCGAGUAAAAAACGAACUAAUGAAUUUAA
Molecule: messenger RNA, 1752 nt
Organism: Megachile rotundata (alfalfa leafcutting bee)
Lineage: Eukaryota; Metazoa; Arthropoda; Insecta; Hymenoptera; Megachilidae
Gene: Paics
Product: PAICS bifunctional enzyme
Biological process (GO): 'de novo' IMP biosynthetic process
Cellular component (GO): cytosol
Molecular function (GO): phosphoribosylaminoimidazolesuccinocarboxamide synthase activity
Source: RefSeq, a predicted model, not a curated record